This is a messenger RNA of Sparassis crispa, 846 nucleotides long. RefSeq lists its product as hypothetical. The transcript is spliced from 4 exons. The record is from RefSeq and is a predicted model, not a curated record. Bases 1 to 846 code for a protein of 281 amino acids. NCBI's taxonomy places the organism in Eukaryota, Fungi, Basidiomycota, Agaricomycetes, Polyporales, Sparassidaceae.
AUGAUCGCUCACCAGAACGUGAGGCCCGGAGUCACACCAUCGAUUCCGGCCCUUACGUUCUCGAUCGAGGACUUGUUCCAAGCCCUCACGCUGAUAACUGGCCGCGACUUUGAUGAAGCUUGGCACCUCGUCGUGCUGCAGCUUGUUGCAAAUGAAGCUGCUGCUGACACAGAUGCUGCUGCUAUCAUGACCACGCCAGUCACAGCCCCCAUCAUUGCUGCUCCCACUGCAGCCACCAUUGCAGCCCCGGCCGCAGCAGCUGUCGUUGCUGCUCCUGCUGCUGCUCCCCCCAUCAUUCCGGCUGCAGCCCUCAUCGUCGCCGCUCCUGUUGCAGCUGCUGUUAUCGCCGCUCCAGCCGCCGCCCCUAUUGUUGCCCCUCCAGUGGCUGCUGCAGUCGCCGCUGCUCCUGUCAUCAAUGCUCCCGUGGCUGCCCCCAUCACUGCUCCUCUGAUUGUCACCCCUGUCAUUGCAGCUCCAGCUGCCCCGGUCGCAGUUAUUCUCAACGCUGCUCCAGUUGCUGCUCCGGCAGUUGCUGCUGGCCCCACGGCUCCUGCUGCCACUGGUGGUGGCAACGCACCUCUGCCGAACAAUACUCAGGAUGUCCUGAGAGCUGCCAUCCAGGCAGCUCUCGCUCAGGCUAACCAGCCAGUGCCAGUGCUUCCAGGCAGAUGGUAUGUGGUCACUCGGGGACGUGGAGCGAUCGGUGUGUUCCAAGGCUGGCACAGCAUAUCACCUCUUGUGUCUGGCAUGCCCACGGCCGUCUGUGAGCACGUCGCCAGUUGGGAUGUCAGCUUCCAGCAGUUCCGUGAGGCAGUCGCUGCAGACAACGUCCAACUGUUGCCGUGA